Messenger RNA from Manihot esculenta (cassava), 1032 nucleotides. Its product is annotated as protein LURP-one-related 5. NCBI's taxonomy places the organism in Eukaryota, Viridiplantae, Streptophyta, Magnoliopsida, Malpighiales, Euphorbiaceae. Bases 215 to 913 code for a protein of 232 amino acids. The record is from RefSeq and is a predicted model, not a curated record. The transcript is spliced from 2 exons.
UGGGUCUCUCUUUCCACGUACGUACACCAAAUUCUUGAGUUUCUAAUUCUCUAUAUAAAAACAAUACAAGCAAGAGCAAAGCCAACCCAUAAUUUUUCUUUUACACCUUCUCGUGGAUAUAUGAUAGUAUCGCUAACCCACAAGCACUACUAAUUGUCCUAGAGAACAACUUCAACUUUUCACAGCAUUUUCUUCAAUAGAUUUCGAUUCCACCAUGUCCAAGAUUCAUCCUGCUGAGAAGAGAUGUAGCCAAGAUUUGUUCCUGAAAGAGAAAGAGAAGGUUGAUGGUGGUGGAGAUGGUUUUUUUCAACAUCAACGACGUCGCAGUCCAUGUGUGCUCACUGUUUGGAAGAGAUCCAGCAUGAGUUUCCAGGGGACUGAUGGUUUCACAGUCUUUGAUCCUCAUGGAAGAUUGGUUUUUCGAGUCGAUAACUAUUCCAGAAAGAAUCGUUAUGCAGGAGGUGGCCUUAUCCUCAUGGACGGAGUUGGCAAUGCCUUGCUUUCUCUGAAACCUCAGAUGCUAAGCAUGCAAUACCAGUGGAAUGCUUACAGAGGAGAUGGGUAUGGAAAGAAUCCAAAGAUGAAAGUAUUUUCAAUGAGGAGCACAUCGGUGCUUUUUCAGACCUGCAAAGAUGUAGCAGAGAUCUUCAUGGGAGGGCUUACAAGACAAGGUCAGUUGCCAGAUUUCAGGAUUGAAGGAUCAUUCAGGGCUCGAGACUGUAAAAUCAAGACUUCCACUGGAGAGGUGGUAGCAAAGAUGGCUAGAAAAAGAGUGAAUACAACAAUUUUACUAAGUGAUGAUGUGUUUAGCUUGGUAGUACAACCUGGUGUUGACACUCAACUUAUCAUGGCCUUUGUAAUUGUAUUAGAUCGCAUUAGCAAUAAGCCUUUUGCCCCUGUUUUGUGUUCUUAAUGCCAGCCUUGUAUAGACAAAGAGAGUAAACGUACAGAGAUUGUCUUAUUCACACAUCAAUUUACACUUUGUUCAAAAGGGACUUUUCCUAUUGAACAUUGCAAUUUAUUUUACAUUUA